AUACGCCGGUAUUGGUGGAAGGUCAACAUACGUUGUUGAAGCUAAGGAACAAACUUCAAUAGCAGAGCUACGUGUAUGAAAAGUAGGUUAGACCUCGUCGGGAUGGAAGUUGAGAAGGUAUGACAUUUCUUUCGCCUCCAAAAAUUUCAUUUGUUUGUUUUUGUCUUUUUCAAAACUAUCUGUUAUGUUUUUCUGUCAUAGGCUAUUUAAAUAUGAAUGAAAGGCACUAACAAUUGCCCUUUAUGCACUAUAGUUUUGACUGUUUCUUACUAGGACUAAAUAUAUAAGCUUUGAAGGACUACCUGAAUUUUGGAGUAAUUUCAAACUUUUAGCGAUUAGCUAACAAUUUUUUUGCUCGCAUUCUCCUACCAUUCCGUAAGGGCUUAAGAAGCUUAUCAGAAGAAGUAUACGCGCUCGGUAUUUCACUUAUAGCAUUACAAGCAAAUAUUUUGGUAAGUGUUGACACCAUGAACGAUGAGACCCAACGAAAUUAUGGGUAGUGGUCGUACAAAUUUACUUUUCUGAAGGUUUACUUUCAUGUUUUAUUUUCCAAUAAAGAUUGGAAACCUUCCUUAAUCUACCACAUGCAGCAUGUUGAGGCUUCUAUGUGAAGAAUUAUACCCAUAACGCCGUGAAGUGCCAUCACUCAUCGUUUAUGCUUUUUUUUUAUGUGGGUGUCAACGCUCCGCAUGAUGCAAGCGUGAUAUACAAGACGCUUUGCAUGAUGCAAGCGUGAUAAGCAAGAACAAACUUUUGUGAGCGCAUAUGAUCAGUAUGGAGCUAGGCAAACUAAUGAAUUACAAUUAAGCUGACGUAAACGUUAUGUAUUUAGAGAAGUCGCUUUGUUAAUUUAAUAAAGGUCUCACCAAUGCUCUCAUAAUAUAUGGAUUCCUUUUCUAUCUUAUUUUAGAAUUCAUUGCAAGAGAAGAUUGUGUCUCUAAAUGACCUUCCGUGGAAGAUUUUUAAUGACGCAGCUCUUUCUGUGAAAGAGCUUGCCAAGAAAAUCUUUGCACUUCCAGCAGUGAGUGAUUUCUUUAUAUACACAUCUCGCCUGGAUGUGUUCUCCAAAGAGUUGUCAGAUUCUUUGAGCUGUGACUUGGAAUCGCUCCUGCUGAUUAGGAAACUUAAGUAUUUCUACAAUCAACCAACAGCAGCAGUGCUGCAACAACUUGCCAGUCUAUUAGAAAGGUAUGGGUUGAAAGCUUGUAAAUAGUAUAACUGUUACGUUUAAAAUUCCUUGGUGCACUCUUGUCAGUGUCUCUCUCAUUUAAUGCAUAUGGUGUUUGUCAAGAGUCGUCACAGAUCAUUUUCGUCACAUACCUCAGACAAGAGGAAAGAAAAAUAGGGGCAAGAACAAAAUACCGCGUGGUGUCUUCUAGUUUAAUACUCUACAUACUCGCUCGAUGCAUUUACAAGAAGCAUCUCCGAUCGAUCCCGGAAGUGUCAACAAAAUCCCCGAUACGUUUUUAAACCCUCUCAUUUUACAAGUUUAUCUACCUUUAAAUUGUCUCAUAUCAACGAGCCAUUCUUCUUUCAAUUUCUAUCUUAGAAUUUCAAGCAAUAAAGAAGCCAUUUCCAAGUGGAAUGAAAUCGCCAAGAUGGUAGUAGAUGAAAACAACAUUGGUACCAAGCCUGUUCACCGCUUCCUCAAGGAAACUGGGUGCCCAGAAUGUUAUCUUGACAAUGCUGAGUACCUCGAAAAGUUUGACCCUCACGGACUUUACCCAACAUCCAUUUACCGCAAAUGUGAUGGAGACAUCUUGGCCAAAGCUGAUGCAUCGGUAGUCGAGUGUACCAUGAGGCAUACUCUGACCACAACUGCAAAGAUUGUGUACAAAGUACUAGACCCAGCCAAUCCAGAGUUGAAAAACGUGUAUAAGCCAUUAGGGAGGUUCGUAUGAUGUGAUAAUCUAAGUUUAAGGGGUUUCCACGCUCUAUUUAUAUGAAAAUAUUCGGUGCUUUUACUGAUAAAUGACCGACAGUUCAAAAUUCACUUUAAUGCAUGUAUAUUCUUGCAUAAAAAUGUGUAUUUAUUAGAUGAUCUAUAAUUUUGAUUCGUUGUGAAGCACUAUUUCAAUGAAGAGGUAGUUUCCCGAAAUUGAAUUUCCAACAGCAGCUUAGUAUUAAACGUAAAACAUGAGAUUAGAAAAUAUUUUUAGAUUAACAUUUCUUACUCAUUUCUGUUUUCCAUCCCCAGGUGUGUGGCAGUUGUUGAUAGGAAUGUGAAUAAAAUUUACGGAGAAGAAAUACAGGCGUAUUUCGAUGAGCACUGCAUCGAGCUGCAGAAGGUAGUCAUUACCGCUGGCGAAGUUGACAAAGACAUAGCAACAGUACAGAACCUCCUUGUAAUGCUGAAAAAAUUGCGAGUCAAACGAAACGAACCUGUUUUUGUCGUGGGAAAUGGCGUCAUACAUGACGUCACCGGUUGCGCAUGCUCUAUGUAUCAUCGUAACACACCUUACAUCAUGCUGUCUACCAGCGUGGUGGCUGGCAUCGACGCUGGUCUGUCUCCUCGCACUGGUUGUGACGGAUUUGGCUUCAAAACCUGUUCGGUGCAUAUCAUCCUCCUGUUCUGA
Messenger RNA from Pocillopora meandrina, 2576 nucleotides. The record is from the annotation of a GenBank genome assembly. NCBI's taxonomy places the organism in Eukaryota, Metazoa, Cnidaria, Anthozoa, Scleractinia, Pocilloporidae.